AUGGCCUUUCCAUCCUUCUCAUUGGCCUCGCGGACCAAGGUGCCCUCACCGUCGUACACAUCGCGCCCAGCUCUGACACCCUUGCAGCUCCCCAAUCGCUCAUCCAUGCCCACCAUUCAUCUCGGCGUCUAUCUGACGUCCGGAAAGGAGACGUAUCAGGCUGUGCGAUGGGCGCUCGAGAAAACAAUCAUGCUUACAACGGCAGGCCGGAUAUCGAGCCUAGCGUCCAACUCCGCAUACGAAACGGCCCGCAAGGCCAUCAGUAGAUCGGUCAAGGAGGCCGGGCUUGGCUACAUUGACCUGUUUCUGCUCCAUUCUCCGUACGGUGGCAAACAGGCGCGUCUGGACAGCUGGAGAGCCGUCGAGGACGCAAUCAACGACGGCGAAGUCAAGACUGGAGGCGUCUCUAAUUAUGGAGUCAAGCAUGUUAGGAAACUCGUCGCCUCUCUGUUAUUGGAUUCGAAGCAGACUCUCUCCCGUCAUAAGGCAUCCGACGACGCCGACGCUGACGUUGUUGGCUGCAAGCGACUGCUUUGGGUCCAUCCAUUCAAUACGCGCGAAGAUAUUACGUCCUUCUGUCAGCAGCACAAUAUUGUGGUCGAGGCAUACGCUCCGCUCGCCCGAGCCUUGCGAAUGAAACACCCCAAGAUUGUGGCCCUGUCCAAGAAGUAUUCAUGCACGCCAGCCCAGCUGCUGGUCCGCUGGAGCCUGCAACAUGGCUAUGUGCCGCUACCUAAAAGCACGAAGAAGGAGCGAAUUGUUGAGAACUCGCAGAUUGGGGGCUUUGAAAUCGACGAUGCCGACAUGGAGACAAUGGAUGGAUUGGAUGAGUAUCUGGUGACUGUGUGUGGCAGAGGCAUCCUCAACCGCGUGGCGAGUGCAAAGUAUUGA
Pyrenophora tritici-repentis Pt-1C-BFP is the source of this 891-nucleotide messenger RNA. The record is from RefSeq and is a predicted model, not a curated record. NCBI's taxonomy places the organism in Eukaryota, Fungi, Ascomycota, Dothideomycetes, Pleosporales, Pleosporaceae.